Ilex paraguariensis (yerba mate) is the source of this 780-nucleotide messenger RNA. The record is from the annotation of a GenBank genome assembly. Lineage: Eukaryota; Viridiplantae; Streptophyta; Magnoliopsida; Aquifoliales; Aquifoliaceae.
AGUCCGCUGUGUUCUGCCGGCGGACAUUAUUUAUAGGGCUAUAGAGGAACCGUGUGUUGAGUAGCCUCAAAAAUGUCAGCUUCAGCUUUGGAGUACAAGGACUCAGGAAUGCUAUCAAGAGAGCAGUUGCUUCAUCUCUUCGAUCGCUUCGCUUUUCUCACCUCACAGCUUGAUGUGAAAAAGCGGAUUGCAGACGCUGUGAAUGACAAACAGGAAGCAGUUGCUGUAACCACUGCAAUCCAAGAGGAGAUCUUUGGGGACAUGGGGGUUGAUCCAAGGUUUGGUAUAGCUUGCUUGGGGAAAGUAAGCACGGCUUAUGAGAAUGAUCAAGAUUUGAUGAUCCACUUCUAUGGAUUUCUUGCAAAGGAGGAGAUGGCUUGUGAGGAAGCUGAGCUUGGACCAGAAAAAUUUGCUGAAAGACUGCAUAUGCAAGAAAAGUUACAAGAACAGCAACUAGAGAUGCUUAAGUACAUGCGCAACUUUCACCUGGAUGACCAGUCCACAAUCCUCGACAUGUUGCAUCAACAAAUAGAGAAAGCCAAUUUUGACAGUGAGGCUUCUGUUUUGUCAGUGGAACAGAUCCAAGAUAUUGUAAGGAGAAAGGUUUCACCUGUAUUUAGGUCAAGGUAGCUGGGUUUCAUAAUUAUCAGCCCCCUAAUCUUGUGUUAUCCAGUUCUCUCUCAUAAGUUUCCCAGAAAGUUGUAGUAUUGUAAUUUUGCAAAGUACAGCAUGAAUUGCAAUCUAUUGCUAUCUUUAAGUUUCUAACAAGUGUGGUUUCUA